Messenger RNA from Rhododendron vialii, 938 nucleotides. RefSeq names its product chaperone protein dnaJ 8, chloroplastic. The coding region runs from base 268 to 717 and encodes 149 amino acids. Lineage: Eukaryota; Viridiplantae; Streptophyta; Magnoliopsida; Ericales; Ericaceae. The transcript is spliced from 3 exons. The record is from RefSeq and is a predicted model, not a curated record.
AAGAUUAACCGCUCUCUCUCCUCUCUCUCUCUCUCUCUGGCCCGUUCAAAGUCAAAUAGGAGUACUAAGUAGUAUUUGUCCAAUUUCCCCCCCUCUGGCCCUCUCUCUCCCUAUAAAUUAGCAUAGACGAGCCUUCUUUUGUAACACACAAUUCCUUAUCCGUUAUCCACGCCAUUCCCAAAUUGGGCUCUCGUUUCUCUCUUUCAAUCUCUUCGGUUCAUAUAUUCAUAUACACAACACGUAGAAUACAUCUCUUGAUCCUAAAGAAUGGCGACUGCGGUUGGGUUUGUUAGCGGCGGUGCUUAUGGGUCCUCUUGGAUUCGAUCGAAGAACAAGGCGGUGAGGGGUAGUGACAUGGUUUGCCGGGUUUCUUGCGUUUCUUCUUCUACCACGACGAGAGACCCGUACAAGACCCUCAUGGUUAAGCCUGAGGCUUCGAAAUCUGAGGUCAAGAAGGCUUUCAGACGGCUUGCUCUUAGGUAUCAUCCGGAUGUAUGCAGAGGAGGCCAUUGCAGUGUCCAAUUCCAACGCAUCAAUGAAGCUUAUGAUAUGGUGAUGAGUAAUUUGAGAGGAGAGUUAACCAGGCCAGAGAUGAAGAUGUACGAGCCAUCCGAUGCAGGAACUCAUGAACGGAAGAGGGGGACGUACGACUGGAACGGUGCGAUGGACGACCCUUUUUGGGACGAGUCGGACGUAUGGUUGGGAGUCGGGAUGUGAAGAAGGAGCAUGGGUUCCCAACUACUCAUCUAUCAUUGAUCCCGAUGACUGAAAAUUAUUAGCGCCAUGUAAAUAUGAAAGUUUUAAGAUCCUCCUCUUGCAUCAAUCGAAAUGGGGUUGAUGUUUGUGUGUAUUGAAGUGAGGGAGUUUACUUGAUGGUUAUUUGAAUGUAAAUAUUCGGUGAUUAAUAAAUAUGCUGAAGGCGAUUUAUAUUUUUUAAA